Molecule: messenger RNA, 2317 nt
Organism: Pleuronectes platessa (European plaice)
Lineage: Eukaryota; Metazoa; Chordata; Actinopteri; Pleuronectiformes; Pleuronectidae
Exons: 5
Coding region: 101-1423 (440 amino acids)
Biological process (GO): regulation of transcription by RNA polymerase II
Cellular component (GO): transcription regulator complex; nucleus
Source: RefSeq, a predicted model, not a curated record
AUUUCCGCAAUCUCACACUUCCGGAUCUCAAACUUCCGGUUUCGUCCUCUAUAAUACCAGUGCCGCCGUUUUAAAACCCAAACACAACUACGAAUCAAAUAUGGACAGUAUCAUUGAAGAGCGCCUAGUGGAAGAGGUCCGGAAGUACGAGCACCUGUACAACCCGACUGCGAGUACGUACAAAGACGCAGGGAGUACUGCGAACUCAUGGAAUGAGAUUUCGGCUACGGUCGGGCUAGACGUGCCAGAGUGCAUUAAGACAUGGAGGAGGAUUCGGGACAAAUUUGUCCGGGUCAAGAAGACCACAAAAGGCCGCAGUGGCGAUGAAGGGGGGCAGAAGGUCCCUGAUUUCUUUAUCUUUAUGUCGUGGUUGAUGCCACACAUAAAGCAUCGCAAGACCAAGUCAAAACACGACAAAAAGCGGACGGAGCCAUCAUCCACUUCAGCCCCUGAGGCCUCCCCCAAGUCCUCCACCUCAGCACCUGAGGCCUCCCCCAGAUCAUCCACCUCAGCAUCUGAGGCCUCCCCUGAGUUGAGUCUGAGAGAAGUUGAAGAGUUUGUGAAGCUGAGGGUUACAAAUAACUCCCUCUUCUCUGGAAAAAGGGACUCGAACACGCUGGCAUGGAAGGCCAUCCUCAAGCAUAUGGGAUUACAACACAAGAUGAACUUCAGUCAAGCAUCCCAAAUGUGGGAGAACAUGAAGGAGAAGUACACGGCCCUGAAGAACCCUUCAGACGGGAUGAACGUGAUCCCUGAGAUGUGGGAUCACUUUCACCUGAUGGACGAAGCCGCAGAGGGUCGACUGGAAGGCAGCGCCCCCGUCCUCAAGGUUUUCCCUGGUGAUGAAGACAAUCGUGAUUUCUUACCCAAGAAGAGGAGGAGGGUAUCCAUGGGGACAUUGCCCCCUGUAUCUUCGGUAGCAGACAGGCCGGAGAUCGAGGUUUCACUGAACGGAGACGACGAGGAGGAAGGGGAAGGAGGUCUGGACCUGAAUCUCAUCAUGAAGGAGGUGGACGACGAGAGGAAAGGGAUGGAGGCGGAGAGACAGGUGAUGGAUAAGGAGAAACGGAUGAUGGAAAGGGAGCGGCUGGUUCUGCAGAGGGAGAGGGCGUUGCUGGAUCGGGAGGCCGCCACUCUGGAGCGAGACAGGGCCACGCUCGACAGAGAGAUGGCGAUGAUGGAGCGAGAGAGGGUGUUGCUGGAGAGGGAGAAGGCGAUGGUGGAGAAGGACAAAGAUGCUAUGUGCACUGAAAAGCGGGCUCUGGAGCGGGAGAAAGCCCGGCUGGAGAGUCUCUUCGCCCCAGGAGAAGCAACAGAGGAGAAUUCGGAAAACCACAGUGAGAGGAAAGACUCGCACGCUGUGAACAUGGACAGGAAGGAGCGGUUCCUUCAGUUGUUUGAAAAACUCAUUGAAAGUUUUUGAAUUCACGAAAUCAGUUUUCACUUUUAGCUAGUCUCAGAUUUGCACUGAACAUUCUGUGUGAGCGCAAAUGUCCGAGUGAGAGCCUCCGGACUCUUGGAGGAGCCGAUUUGAUUCCCUGCCAGCGAAUGGGGGUGUUGAUGACGUCACUAAUGCAAAAAUGAUAAAACCCAGAUGUGCUGUAAACAACAUGUGAUCUCCAGAACAGAAUCUGUCUGCACAUCGUCCAGAGGGUCACGUCUGAAAAUUUAUUUUUCUUUGAAAUCCACACUUUUCUUAAACCUGCAACUUCUCAAUGAAAACGUUGAGCCACUCCUGGUUCAGAGAGGUCUUCAAAACAACUUUAUUCACUUGUGGUUAUUCCAUACAGAGCACACAAUAGCAAGCUAUUAGCAUUAUUCUCAACCCCAUCCACAAUCAAAAUCAACACCCCCCCCCCCCCUCCCAAUCAAACAAUAGUCUUUAGUUGUUUGACUCCAGACAUUAGAGUCGUUGGUAAAAGCUAUUGUGCAUAGUUGAAACAUCAUUUUUGGAAAUUUUAUAAACCAUAUUACAGUUCAUGUAAAAAAAAUCAUGUUUCUUUUUCAGAAUAUAUAUUUUUAUAUUACAGUACAGACUUUACAACAAAUGAUGAUGUAUUUAAAUGCUUCUUUUAUUGCAUUAGAUUCAAUUCACCUUUCGUUAAGCUCCAGCUUCAAUAAGUUUAUGCUAGUAUACAUUUCAAAAAAGUGUUAAAUUUGUUAUUAAUAUUAAUAUAAUUUGAAUUUUUACAAAAAAAACAUCUUUAAACAAUAUUAGUUAUUUUUUUCUUCUUUUGCCAGUCUUGUACAGAGAAUAAACAGAAACGUACAUGUUGUUCAAAUUUUGUUUUCUUUCCAAUAAACUGAUUUCUCUGAA